AUGUCGGUGAAUCCCAUGGCCUACGAGACGCAGUUCUUCGGGUUCACGCCCCAGACGUGCAUGUUGCGCAUCUACUUCGCCUUCCAGGACUACCUCUUCGAAAUGAUGCUGGUGGUGGAGGGCGUGAUGCUGAAGAAGCUGGACAGCAUUCCCGGCUGCAAAAUCAGACCUCCCCAGAUCCGGAAAUGCACCGAGAAAUUCCUGCUCUUCAUGAGGGAGCACUUCGAUAAUCUCUUCGCUACAAUGGAAGAAGUGAUGCUGCAGCUGGUGCUGAACAUCCCCAAGAACGUGCUGCUGCCCGAGGACAGGGUGCAGGAGCAGUAUCCCUACAGCAAGGAGGAGUUCCAGGCGCUGCAGGACGAGCUGCAGCAGCUGCAGCAGCAGUGCAGGGCAGAGGCGGCCCUGGAGCAGGCGCUGCGAGCAGAGCUGGAGGAGCAGAAAGCGGUCACGGCCGAGCUGGAGAAGAUUUUGCAGUGCUUUGACGGGCUUGAGAACAUCUGCAGGGAGCACGGGACCGGCAACUUCAAGGAAAGCUUUGCCCUCCUGACAAAGAGCUCCAAGAAACUGCAGGAUGUGCUGAAAGAUAUUGAGGAGAAGAGCAAAAAAAUAAAGCAGCAUGAUCGGUUAGUGUAAUGGGAAUUCUGAAAAGGCAACAGAUGCCAUACCGAGAGCUUGCUUAAAACUACAAGUCUUUCCCUUACUCCGCUCAUCCUGCCAGGAUUUGGUCUAAAAGCCGUUGAACUGUGCCAGCUUGCACCUCCCUAAGGCAGGAAGGGGAGAAAAGCCUGUAAAAUGUAACUCAGAUUGUUAACUUUGUAAGUUUUGGUUGCAUAACCAGUGUUUGAAAACACUGAAUGUUUGAACGCAGUUCAGCAGCACUUGCCCAUUUUAAGGGUUAUAAAAACGAAGUCUCCUUAAGACUUUUAGGAAUGUGUAGGUGGUUUCCAGCCUGAGGCGGGAGCAGGGGUCCCUGAGACCACGGGGACAGUUCCCAAGGAGCUGCCUGGACCUGGCCACGGUGCCUUUUGCUGUGUUUGGAAAGCCAACAAGGAGUAAAUGCAAGGGAGAAGGGUGACACUGAUGCUGUUGACAAGGUUCUGAUGAGAUCUGUUGGCAUCAAACCAAAUUUCAGCCCAGUUUCUGGAAUCUCAGGGUUCCUCACCACUCCACCGGUACUUGUGUUUCUCUCAGCACUGAGCUGCUGCUCCACAGAGCAGAAGCCACUGGAGGAAAUGAGUAAUUCCAUCACUUUGUCCUACUUCACUUUGUGUUGCUUUAUAUAUUUAUUUGUUAGGGUGUUUUGGUUUGUUUUUUUUUUUUUUUGCCCAGUGUCCCUUUUCUACUAAAUAUUACAAUUCCUUUUAUUAAUGUUUUAUCAGAUUUUCCUGUGAAAAUGGUAUGAAUACUUAUAAGCUCCUGUGUCUUAGUUAAACUUAUUCUCUCUCUAGUUAAUUCAAAAUCCCUGACAGUCUGUGCAUCUUUCCAUGGCAGUUUUGUAAUCUCCUGUUUAGUCCUGUCAUUAAAUAUCAAUAUUAAUUUCUACUUUACUAGCAUAGAAGUUUAAAAGUCAUUAACCCUGUGAAUCAU
Molecule: messenger RNA, 1587 nt
Organism: Cinclus cinclus
Lineage: Eukaryota; Metazoa; Chordata; Aves; Passeriformes; Cinclidae
Gene: MIS12
Product: MIS12 kinetochore complex component
Exons: 1
Coding region: 1-633 (210 amino acids)
Biological process (GO): kinetochore assembly; protein localization to kinetochore; mitotic sister chromatid segregation
Cellular component (GO): nucleus; chromosome, centromeric region
Source: RefSeq, a predicted model, not a curated record